This is a messenger RNA of Salvelinus fontinalis (brook trout), 10143 nucleotides long. RefSeq names its product SLIT and NTRK-like protein 2. Gene Ontology annotation, biological process: axonogenesis; regulation of presynapse assembly; positive regulation of synapse assembly. The record is from RefSeq and is a predicted model, not a curated record. The transcript has a single exon. Bases 602 to 3169 code for a protein of 855 amino acids. Gene Ontology annotation, cellular component: glutamatergic synapse; membrane. NCBI's taxonomy places the organism in Eukaryota, Metazoa, Chordata, Actinopteri, Salmoniformes, Salmonidae. Gene Ontology annotation, molecular function: protein binding.
AAUUCUAAGGCAUAGAUAGCCCUCUGCGGAUGCGCAAGCAGCGGAUGCUUCAGCCCGUUAUUGCUCAGUAUCCAGUCUUUCUCAGAGUUGGAUCUCUCAGUGUUUUCAUCGAGAAAGUGAAGGAAAACUCAAAGUGAUAUGCUACAUACAUUUUAUUUUUUGUAAAAAUCGAAAUUGUACUUAACGAAGAAUGGAAUUUCGUGGGAUCAAGGCGAGCAGAGACUGUACAAUCUCUGUCGCUGAGUGAGUAUCUAUCUCACUGUUUCUGAUUGUGCUGCUGCGGAAAUGCUUGAAACUGCUGCAUGAAUGGUCGUGGGUAACACCGGGGAUUGCGGUAGGCUACAUUGCGAAGCUAUCCCCUGACUAACAGACAAUGUGCCCACUCAAGCCUGACGCAGAAGGUAUCCGAUGAAUGAUUCCUGGUUUAAUUUGUCUUUUGGGUUGUAACGAAGAUCAAUGGAGAGACCUGCGCGUCCGUGCGCCCUGGUACCAUUUUUACACUAAUGCUGUGUUAAUUUGGGUUACAUGUCCCUACUGAAAUUCCCAACUCCAAGGCUCAUACAACGUUGAUGCUGGAUAAUUCAGCAACAUUGUUGUAAAAAUGCUGAACAGCGUUUUGUUGCUCAGCGUUUUAACUGUGACCAGUUUCGCAUCGAAGACAGAGAGCCGCAAAACAUCGAAAGAAAUUUGUAAGAACCGCUGCUCCUGUGAGGAAAAGGAGACUAUAUUGAGCAUUAACUGCGAAAACAAAGGGUUUACAACGGUGAGUCUAUUUCAGCCUCCACCGAACAAAAUCUGCCAACUCUUUCUCAAUGGAAACUUUCUUUCGAGACUGAAUCCGAACGAGUUUAUCAAUUAUGGUAAUGUCACAUCCCUUCAUCUGGGAAACAACGGGUUACAGGAGAUACAGAAUGGAGCUUUUACUGGACUGAGGUUUUUAAAACGACUUCAUCUCAACAACAAUAACUUGGAGAUAAUCAAGGAAGACACCUUUGCUGGUUUAGAGAGUUUGGAGUAUUUACAGGCAGAUUAUAAUUACAUCAGUGCUAUUGAAGCAGGUGCAUUCGGCAAAUUAAAUAAACUCAAAGUCCUGAUUCUCAACGACAACCUCAUGCUGUCUCUUCCCAACAAUGUAUUUCGUUUCGUUAUGUUAACGCAUUUGGAUCUAAGGGGGAACCGGCUUAAGAUGCUGCCUUUUGCUGGUGUGCUGGAGCACAUAGGCGGCAUUAUGGAGAUCCAACUGGAGGAGAACCCGUGGAAUUGCACCUGUGAUCUGAUACCCUUAAAAGCCUGGCUGGACACCAUCUCGGUCUUUGUAGGGGACAUCGUGUGCGAGACCCCCUUUAGACUGCAUGGAAAGGACAUUACGCAAUUGAUUAGGCAAGAUCUAUGCCCCCGACGUAAUGCUGGUGAUUCUAAUCACCGCGCAAUGCAGCCCCCUUCUGAUUCUCAAUACGACGGCCCCUCUCCCACCCUACACCCCGGUGUCACUCCAACAAAAGGUCCACGAGCCUCCCGUCCCCCUAAAAUGAGAAAUCGCCCUACACAACGGAUAACGUCUGGUAAGGACAAACAAGUGCUGGGGCCUAUAAUGGUUUAUCAGACUAGGUCCCCUGUUCCCAUGACCUGCCCUAGUAUAUGCGUCUGUACCUCCCAGAACGCAGACAGUGGAUUAAAUAUCAACUGCCAGGAGAGGAAAUUGCAUAAUAUAACAGAGCUUACCCCUAAACCCUCCUAUCCAAAGAAAUUGCAUUUAACAGGGAAUUACUUACAUACCAUAUAUAGAACAGACCUAACCGAAUACAGCACACUAGAGCUCCUCCAUUUAGGAAAUAAUAGGAUAGCUGUUAUUCAGGACGGGGCCUUUGACAACCUGGCUAAUCUACGGAGACUUUACCUCAAUGGCAAUUACAUUGAAAGUCUAUCCCAAUCAUUAUUCGUAGGGCUGCAGAGCCUUCAAUAUUUAUACCUGGAGUACAAUGUCAUCAAGGACAUUUUACCACAGACGUUUAACUCAUUACAUAAUCUGCAGCUGCUGUUCCUAAACAACAAUCUAUUAAGAUCCCUUCCCGACAAUAUUUUUUGGGGGACUAUGCUAACAAGACUGAACCUGAGGAACAAUCACUUCUCCCACCUGCCGGUGCGCGGUGUGCUCGACCAGCUCUCCGCAUUCAUUCAGAUCGAUCUGCAGGAGAACCCAUGGGAUUGCACAUGCGACAUCGUUGCCCUUAAAAACUGGAUGGAGCUGUCCAGUACCAGCGUAGUGGUAAAUGAAAUCACAUGUGAUUCGCCCUCCAAACACGCAGGGCGACUGCUCAGAUCCCUGCGUAAUGACGCAAUUUGUCCCGAGCCUAACGAGGUCACAGUAGGCCUAACCAAGGCUCCCACCGUCAGUCCCAGCACCGACUCCACUCCCCCGCUUGCCAUCACGUCAAUAGCAGAGCAGAUACCCGAGAUGCACGCGGAGGUGCCCCUGUCUGUUCUCAUACUUGGACUACUCGUGGUGUUCAUUCUGUCGGUCUGCUUCGGGGCUGGUCUUUUCGUAUUCGUCCUCAAACGACGCAAAGGAAUUGAUAGCGUUCCCGCCAGUGCCAAUAAUUUAGAUAUAAACUCUUUCCACGUACAUUAUGGUUCAUAUAGCUCAGAGCCCACUGCAGAUAAAACAGAGACACAUGUGUAUAACUACAUCCCUCCCCCCGCUAGCCAGAUGUGUCAGAACCCCAUCUACAUGCAGAAAGAUAGCGAGCAGGUGGCGUACUAUAGGAAUCUAAAAGAGCUAACUUUCAGCACCAUGGACCCGAAAAAGUCGGAGUUGCCCCCAAGCCCAUAUACCAUAAGCACAGUGGAACUCAUUGAGAAACAAUCUUGUGGCAAUCGACAGCCGGAGCUGCUAUAUCAAAACAUUGCAGAGAGAGUUAAGGAGCUUCCGACUGCUGGCGAUCAGAAUUACAGUUUCUGCACUUUACCGAAAAAACAAUUCAUCCCUCCAUUUGAAACUACUAGACGACACAAACAGGACAGGUUGAAUAAAACUGUUCUCUAUGGGACUCCACGAAAGUAUUAUGCUGAACAAUCAAAAAAUGAACACCCUUUGCUGCCUGGGAAGCUAAAAACAGAACCAGACUACCUCGAAGUUCUGGAAAAACAAACAGCAAUGAGUCAGUUGUAAGAUAUGGCCCUACUUACUAUCAUCACACGUAUUACAUCGAUAUGUAUCUAUGUAUUCCACAAAUUGACGAGUCCAACUCAAACAAAGCAACCUAAGCCUUUUUAUCUUUUUUAUGUUCCAGCUGUAUUGAGUCAACGUAGCCCUUUAUGCAGACAGUUAUAUUAUAUUACUGGAGGUUUAACAUAUUUAUUCUACUUUAAAUAUAAAGACUGUAGCAGGUACCGCAAGAACUAUGUAUAAUACUGCUGUGUGCAUUUUAUAUAAUAUAUUUUAUUUUCUCUGUGGAAACAAAUAUCCUUUUUAGAUGAAUAAUUGAGAAAUUACAUUCCUGUAUAUAAUAAUGAGUGUGAAACACAUGUAAAGGUUCCGUCACACAUGACGCUCCAUUUAUUCCAGAAGUGCCUUUGCACUCCGGGUAUUUUAUCUUUGCUUUCUGCAAAUGGAAAUUUGCUGUAUUUUAAGAAUCUUUAUGUACAAUUUAAUUAUUUGUCCAUUACAUUAAACAUAAUUGAAGAGGGUAUGAUAUGUAUGGUAAAUAAUGUUUUGAAUAUCUAAGUGUCUUUCAAGAUGUACAAUUUAGCGAUUUGCAUAACAUUGUAUGCUAUAGAUGAGCAAUACAAGUGCCAUAAGAGCAAUUACAUUUUCACCGAAGCACUUUGUCAAGUCUGAAUUUGAGGUGAGCAUUAUUAAGAUUAUCACUGUCUGUCUUUGUGUUUGUGUGUGUUAGUUUGUGUGUGUGCUCCCAUGUGAUGAGGGGUUGGGUGCUUUGGGGGCGGUAACAUCGCUCUCUUUGAUGGAAUCCAUAGACCAAGGUGUAUUGAUGAGGAAUUUGCUGAGUACUUUUGGCACGAAUUACGAAUUUAUCGACCAAGGGCCCUCACAGGAAUACCAUUAAUUUCACACUUAUUAUUUUGUCACCCAAAAGUUAGAGAGAAGCAGUUUCCACUAAAAGUGUAGAUUAUUUAUCUCUAUAUUCUGAUUUAAGGGUGAUAAAAACUGUCUCGAACAGGAACAACCACAGCCCUCCAGGAGCCUACUUGAAAGGCACAAAUUAUGAUUAGUUCUCAAAGCUCCUCAUACACAAAAUGUCUUGUUUCUAGUGGUUUUAAUGAGACAAGUUUAUAUUCUGCCCUUCAGGUGACAUUUGCUUUGAGGUCUGCUGUAGACCUAUACCUUCUUCAAGCCCAGAUUGUUCUGCUGUUUUUUCUCUCACUUUGUUUCCCGGCUGCUUCAAGUAGCUACUAUUGUGUCACUGUCCAUGUUGCAGAUUUUUUUCAGCUUGUGCAUUUUCUAUGGAUUCUACAGUGUGGGGACCUUUCACUUGAUUUGUUGGAUUUCACAUUGACUUUGUAAAGAGUGCACAGUGUUGUUGUUUUUUAUCACAGGUUGUUAAUCACAUUGGUCAAAUUAAUUAAUGAAAUAAGUGUCUACUGAGAACCAACAGAAAUUGGGAAUUUAAGUUAGCAAUAACAGGCCUUCUGAUUUGAUUGAAUCAUGGAUUUUAUGCUUAAACAUUUUCAAUACAGAACACUGACGAUGAAAAAGUUCAUUAUGUGAGUCUUAUCUUAAAUUACCAAUAUUCUACUUGUGGGUAAGUGAGCUUGUGCUUGUGGGUAACUAGCAGAGGCCAUUGAGUUGGUGUGAGUGAGACUGAGUGAGAGUUCUGUUCAUUCCUUCUGAAACAGAGUGAUUUUUUUUGCCUGGGCACAAUGGGCCUCUUUGUUGCUGUUUACUGGUGCUGUGGAGAAUGAGGGGUUGGACAUGUCUUGCACACCAAUGAGGCAGCUAGCUCCCACAGUCCCCACCACACUCCUCCUCUCCUCAUAUCACACAUGGGACUGGGAGGAGGAGAGAUGGCGAUGGAAUGCAAUAGCUUUACAACAGAAGCUAUCAAUCACUCCGGUCAGUUCACACCGGAAAAUAGGAUAAAAUAUUAUAAAUUGCUUCACAAUUUGAGGUUGAGUGACUAUUAUGUUGUUUGGAACAUUUGAGUCGUUGUGUCACAAAGGAUUUCCUUCAAUCCAUGGAUCCUAUAAAGGAAUCAGUUGUCAGGUAUCUUUAUUGAUCAACAGAUUGUAAUUGAUUCACUAGAUUGUAAUUGAUUCACUCUCCCUCUUUCAUUUAAUUCCAACAAUAUGGUUCCUGUUGUAGACAGGAAGGGGAUGUAAAGCUUGACCUUGCUAUGCUAAGGCACUAUCGGUGAACUAGAGUGAAUCAAUGGAGACUGCUUUCAGAUGCUUGCUGCUAGGGGCCUCAAUCCCAGACCUCUUCAGAAAUACUCUCGGCAAAGUUCAUGUUUAUUCAAAGGUCGGACUGUCUUUUUUUCCUCUUUGAUUUGUGAUGAGGCCCAACGAGAGUUGCCUAUGCUUGUUGUGUAUGAUACUGAAUCUCUUUGACAUGGUGGAGACUACGAGACCUGUGGGAAGCAUGGAAGGUCUAUGUUCCUCCUUCCCAGUGUCCCCGGGAUUGUCCGGAGUCACAACCAAUUCACUCUCAAAGUAAUGAAGUGAUAUUUUGAAACCAAUAGUAAGGUCAGGCUCUGUGACAUAUUUAAUGAACCUUUAUUUUAUUUUACAACCUUUACAUAUUACUAUUUCAUAUUUUGGAUCAAUAUAGAUGCAUUUUUUCCACAUUAACUAUCAGAUUGUAUAGUUUAUCUAAGAAAUGUUCAGAUAAAUGCUAGGCUCUCAUAAUGUAAACAGUGCUACAGGAAUAUUUGUUAUUGAUUAAAUCAAAGUAAUCAAGUAAACAUCUCAAAGUACAGUUAAUUGAAAUAAUCAGCCAUAUGCUGAAAUAUGAGCCAUGUUCACAAUAUGUUCAGCUUAUUUACAGUCAUUUUAAGUGUUCAGUAGAGUCAAUGUUUCCUGCUGACAUGGUUGUGCAAAUUAUGGGGAUAUAUUAUGCGUUCUAGUCUUUGUUUCAGAGAUGAGGUUUGUCUAAGAGAGAGAGCGAGAGCGCGCGAGAGAGAGAGAGAGAGAGUGUGUGUCUUCUUUCCUUCCACAGUCCUUUGACGAAUAUUGCACCAGUUUCAUGGCUGCUUAAUCAUUUAGACAUUAAUGAUGGGCCAUGUUAGAUGUUGACAGAAUUCCUUGAACAACUGUCGCAGGAUAAACAACCUUGUAGUCGCUGCACAAUGUACAGUCUGCUGCCUAACAGUACAAAUGUGUGCCCUGUUUGUGAUCUAUGAACACUGACGUGGCAAUGGUUUAAAACAGCCACAACCUCUCUGUUAAACACACCGCAUGAACAGUGAAGGCUGUUGGACUCACAGCCAUGACUAAGAUCAAUGGGCUGCUUUCCCCCAUUUUUCUGUAUGGUUGAGGGAUAAUCCUAAUGCACACAGCAGCCGGCCGACAUCUGUGUGUUAAAGGAAUGGUGACAGACUGCCGACUUCUCCAAAGGUUAACUCAAGCUAAAUCUGACCUUGUGUCCACUUUCUCUGGAACACAACACAUUGAUCUUAUUAGAAGAAGAAAAAAAGAGCAAUUGAAGUGAAACUCCAUCCAAGUGAAUAUGAUAAAUGAGAAGGGCCAAAUCUACGCUAGCUAGCAUUCACUUUUGUGUUGUCCUUUCAUAUGAGAUUACAUGUAGUACAGAGUUCAGAGGAACUGUGGAGGGGUAAUGAGGAUAUCUGAAUUGUGCUCUGGGGAAUUUAUGAGUGUGUUAUUUCAGUGGAGGUUGUUCCAUGCAUGUGUGAUUGAGAAACAACAAAAUAUUGGAAACCAUCUUGAACCACCCUUCCACCGCUCAGCCCCAUAUUAUGCUGAGUUUUCAAUGUCCUCGGUUUAAAACACUUUUUCCACAUGAGACAAUAUUAAUAAGCCUUUCCUGUUCAAUGCCUGCCACAAAAUGUUAUCACUGCAGUCAUUAUUUGACACUUGAAGUGUGAAGCGGCUACACAGUAAGCAAAUGUCCCAGGGAAGACUUUAUUGGUUUGUGUAACAAGGCAUGGCAAGUGGCUCCUCUAUAAUCCAAUCAGCUCCUUCUCCCACUGGUUAGCCGUCCUACCAUAUAACCCUCACACAAUGUAGCAUUCAUGUCUGCCAUGGCCACAGACAUUUUUCCAGGAAGUGCAUGGAGGCCUUUCUCCCAGCAACAUGGAAAAGUCUAUUUUUUACCCCCAAGAAUGCAAUGGAAAUCCAACUCGCUUGUGAGACCAAUAUAACUCUAAUGGCUCUGUAAAUGGAGCAUGUUAUAUAGAAUAUGCAACAAUGAAUGGAAAAGGCAUCUAAUUUGUUAACAUCAACAUACCUCGACCUUACCUAUAUUUCCAACAUAUUUGUUUAAUUCAUAGAUUUGUAUUGUUUCGUAUUCACAUGCAGUACAUGACGCAACCUGACUUUUGUUAUACAAUACUGUAUAUUGAUAUCAAUCCAUAUUUCUGGAAAAUUACUAAUAAAAUGUUGAAUUAAUAAUAUAGCCCGGUUGUUUAUAACAGAUGUGACAGCAGUGCCUUUGGGAACUCACAGGGAGGUCUGGCAUCUCCUCAUCAGUGGCUUAAAAUAACAGUACUAAUAAUAUUGAGCACAAUCUGACACCCCAAACAACUGUUGACACAUUAUUCACAUCGAAUAACAUACAUGGGAACGUGAUGCUGAAGUACUGAAAAAAACUAAAUUUGAACCCGUGCUAUUGCCUGCAGGAAAUUCUUGCAGUCCCAAUUUUUGGAAGUGCAUAAGUCCUUGACUCAACUGCAGCUGGUUCUUCAAGGCUACUGCAUUUUCACAUUGCAACGUGAAACAGCUGGUGCUCAUUCAAGGAUUCCUGCAAUCAAAUAAUUCCUCCUGUGCUGAGUAUAGAAGAAUAAUCAGAAAAUGUGCCAUACGAUGGGAUUUCUAACAGCAAGAACAUUUAUAUUGACAUACAGUAGAAAGAAGGAGAAGCUUGCAGGAUAAAUUAUUGAAAUAUCAACCAGAGUACAGAGGAUAACGAUUUUCUUACACUUUUUUCUCCGUCAGUCAGCCAUUUGACAAGAUGGGCACCAUACAUACAAAAAUCUAUUAUUGGUUCUCUCUUUUCAUUAAAACAUGCAAUAGAAAUAAAAAUACAACUCUGUUAUCCAAUUCAACUAAUAUAUGAUUGUACUAUUUAUUUUUAUUGAGGGUAUGACUAAUCCCGAAGGGUUUACACAUUAACAUGCAAAUAUUAAUAUGUGCUCUAAAUCUGUGUGUUACUGACUCUGCCUAUACAAGGGAAACAGCACAGGAGGCCUUAUGGUAGUCUGGGAAUGUUAAUAAGAUGGUUCUCUCGAGGCAGCAGCAAAGUCACGGACGAUGGUUCAGAUAUCCAGAUGAUCAAUAGCAAGCCCAGACUGUGUUAGUGGGGGGGGGAUGCAUCCGUGUCAAACUGUCAGUGGAAUGCAGCUGACCACUGAUGCCCUUGAGGAUGGAUUUACACCACUGGCCACCACGUUGCACUUCCCAUCCCAUCAAACCCUUACUCAACGACAAUGGAGGGCCCAAAGGAGGUCUCUCUACGGCCACCAUCAAGGCUACAGCCAUCCGUCUAUUUAGAGUGACUCAAAUGAAGACAAGACUGUCUGUUUGACUUAAUAUUAACCCAUCUGUUGCCAAUCCCCUCCAAUUGUCAAAUGGCAGGAGGGGAAGAUGCAUUCUGUUGCUCAAGUGAAGAACAACACCCCGUAAAUCUAUGUAUUUGAGUUACAGGGUCACAGGCUUUGUAAAUGGAGUCUACGGAGUGUACAAAACAUUAAGGACACAUGCUCUUUCCAUGACAUAGACUGAAUCCAGGUGAAAGCUAUGAUCCCUUAUUGAUGUCAAUUGCUAAAUCAGUGUAGAUGAAGGGGAGGAGACAGGUUAAAGAAGGAUUUUUAAGCCUUGAGACAAUUGAGACUUGGAUUGUGUACGUGUGCCAUUCAAAUGGUUAAUGGGCAACACAAACUAUUUAAGUGCCUUUGAACGGGGUAUGGUAGUAGGUGCCAGGCGUACCGGCUUGUGUCAAGAACUGCAGUGUGGCUUGGUUUUUCAUGCACAAUAGUUUCCCGUGUGUAUCAGGAAUGGUCCACCACCCAAAGGACAUGCAGCUAACUUGACAACUGUGGGAAUCAUUGGAGUCAAAUGAGCCAUCCCUGUGGAACGCAUUCGAUACCUUGUAGAGUCUGUGCACCGAUGAAUUGAGGCUGUUCUGGAGGCAAUAUUAGGAAGGUGUUCUUAAUGUUCUGUACAUCCAGUGUAGAUUACAGUUCUAAUGACCACUAUGCAGAUACAAUUUGGACUGAAAGAGUAUAAGCUUCUCCUUUAACAUAGCAUGUGCACCAUCUAAAACACAUUUAAAAUGUCACAUCCAUGUGUAUUGUUGGAUUUGUGACUAGUGAAGAAGCAAAGUCUGGUGAAUUAUGAGGUUAGAUCCCCUAGUGAAUGCCAGUGAAAUAUUGCCCUACGAGCUCACUGAUCAGCCUUCCUUCUACAUCCAGUCUGAGAAUGAUAAGCGAUAGCACAGGUCCAUCCAUCUGCGAUUACAGCAGAAUCUAAAACCUUUAAACUUCCCUCUGGGUGGAGGCAAUUUGUCAGGGAAGUGCAGUGCAGUCAAAAAUGUGAUUUUCCUUUGUUGUGUAUAUAUAUAUAUAUACACACAUAUAUAUGAACAAUACUGGGAAAUUGUGAAAUGAUAGUGCUAUUUUACUGUAAGAGCUAUUUGAAAAGGCUAUCAGAAAUAUCAGCUUGUUUUAGGUGGGAUGGAGUUCUGACCUGCCUUGUCAUAUCACCAGUUUUCAGUUUUCCCCUCCUCACUCAAACCACUCCCAGAAAUUGUUCUUUGCUAAGAAGCAAUUAUAUAUAUUUUUUUACCAUUUUAAAUGAGAAAAAAAAAUCACAGUAAGGUACUUAAUUGUUACACAGAAAUGACUUUAUAUUGAGGUAAAAACAGCUGCAUUGGACCUUUAAAAGAGUGACUAAACAAGCAUAUUGUUCUAUGUGUUUUUCUGUUGCUCGUAAAAAUAAAAACUUUCAGUCCUG